AUGUCGAUCUCACCGUUGGAUAUCACAGCCCUCAAGCAGAGGUACGAAAAGGCGGGCCAGUCGCAUCUUUUCGCUUUCUGGGACACCUUGUCUGCUGAGCAGCAAGCUGAGCUCGCUCAACAGCUCGAUGAACUCGACGUGGCGCGCGUCAACCAGGUCUUUCACACCGCCAUCAAGGCAGACGAAGAGGCGAGGGCGGGCAAGUCGCAUCAGGUCUCACCACCUCCCCCUUCCUCCGUCGAGAACACCAUCGAGGGCGAGGCCGACCCCGCCAAAGUUCAACAUUUCAGGACCGUCGGUCUCAAUGCCAUUGCCCAGGGCCACGUUGGUGUGCUCUUGAUGGCUGGUGGCCAGGGUACGCGACUCGGCUCGAGUGCUCCCAAAGGCUGCUACGACAUUGGCCUCCCUUCCCACAAGAGCCUCUUCCAGAUCCAGGCAGAGCGCAUCCUCCGUCUUCAAACCCUCGCUGCCAAGCACUCUAGCAGCUCUGCCGGCUCUUCCAGCUCAUCUUCGGUCGUUAUUCCGUGGUACAUCAUGACUUCUGGACCGACACGCCAGGACACCGAAGCCUUUUUCGCGCAGAACAACUACUUCGGUCUCGAGCAGCAGAACAUCGUCUUUUUCGAGCAGGGCACGCUUCCUUGCCUUUCUCUCGAGGGUAAGAUCCUCUUGGAGACAACCAGCAAGGUCGCGACGGCUCCUGACGGCAACGGCGGUCUCUACCGCGCUCUCCGCACGCCAUACAACAAGGGUCAUCCCGAGACGGUCAUCUCGGAUCUUGAAAAGCGCGGCAUCAAAUACCUUCACGCGUACGGUGUCGACAACUGCCUCGUCAAGGUUGGCGACCCGAUCUUCCUCGGUGUCUGCUUGCAGCAGGGCGUCCAGGCUGGCGUUAAGGUCGUCAAGAAAGAGAAUCCCAAGGAGUCGGUCGGCGUCGUCGCUCUGCGCGAUGGCAAGUUUGGCGUUGUCGAGUACUCGGAGAUCCCCGAAGCACUGAGCGAAGCACGCGAUGCCAACGGCGAGCUCUCGUUCCGUGCGGCCAACAUUGUCAACCACUUCUACACCACCAAGUUCCUCGCAGACGACGUCCCGGCAUUUGAGCCCGAGAUGGCGUUCCACAUUGCACGCAAGAAGAUCCCCACCGUGGAUCUGACCACGGGCCAGCCGGUUAAGCCCUCGACACCCAACGGCAUGAAGCUCGAGCUGUUUGUGUUUGACGUCUUCCCCUUUUGCGGCGACAAGCUUGCUGUGCACGAAGUGGCAAGGCAGGAGGAGUUCAGUCCGCUCAAGAAUGCAAAGGGGACGGGCGUGGAUGAUCCGGACACGUCGCGCCGCGAUCUGCUUGCUCAGCAGCGAAGAUGGCUGAUCGCUGCGGGUGCCAAGGUCGCUGAGGGGGCCGAGGUGGAGCUUAGUCCGCUUGUGACAUAUAGCGGCGAGGGGCUCGACAGGUUUGCUGGCCAGACUUUGUCGCGCUCUGGUAGCAUUGAGCCUUAA
Messenger RNA from Sporisorium graminicola, 1494 nucleotides. RefSeq lists its product as uncharacterized. Gene Ontology annotation, molecular function: UDP-N-acetylglucosamine diphosphorylase activity. Gene Ontology annotation, biological process: UDP-N-acetylglucosamine biosynthetic process. Lineage: Eukaryota; Fungi; Basidiomycota; Ustilaginomycetes; Ustilaginales; Ustilaginaceae. The transcript has a single exon. The coding region runs from base 1 to 1494 and encodes 497 amino acids. The record is from RefSeq and is a predicted model, not a curated record.